Nezara viridula (southern green stink bug) is the source of this 720-nucleotide messenger RNA. The record is from the annotation of a GenBank genome assembly. NCBI's taxonomy places the organism in Eukaryota, Metazoa, Arthropoda, Insecta, Hemiptera, Pentatomidae.
AUGCUGGCCGACUCGGAGAGGUACGAAGCCAAGAGGGCGGAAGUAGACGCCUGGCUGUCGAGGAUGGAGUUGAGGUUCGCUAGGAUGCCACCUGUUGGCAACACUGCGGAUGUUCUCGAGGCUCAGAUGAGAGAACAGAAGGCAUUCCAUGCUGAAUUGCACCAGUACAAACACCACAUUGAACUGUUCAGCCAGCUGACCCAGAAGUUGAUUGCAGUUUACCAACAAGAUGACACUAGUAGAGUUAAACGAACUACAGAGGCAAUAAAUCAACGAUAUGAAGAACUCAACUCUAGCAUUAUAAAUCGUGGAAAGGGCUUACACUCUGCAAUAAACUCACUUCACAACUUUGACAGAUCUUUAGAGAAGUUUCUAGCUUGGCUGAGUGAAGUUGAGUCUGGGCUUGAGGCAGUGGAAACAGAGGCAGAUCGGGAAGGCAAACCUUCACAUCAGCUAAAGGUAGCAGGAUUCCACUCCAGCUCACAUGGCCAGAUCAACUCAGCAGGGGCUGAAAAGAACAUUCCAGAGUUCACCUCUGCCUCAGAUUGGCCCUCGGAAAGCCCUGAUCUCAACCCACUAGAUUAUCAGCUUUGGUCCAAACUGGAGAGGAUGGCAUGCCACAGAGCACACCCUAACUUGGAACAAUCUCUGGUCCGAGCAGUUGAGCGCUUUCCUCAAAAAGUGCAGUGUGGUACUAUUGAUGACUGGCCACGGAGAUAA